AUGUUUGAAUCGCUUAGGAGCCAGCGUGCUGGCGAUGGCAGCGUGGCGGGCAUCAGGCAGGUGGAGCUCACGCGCCGUGUGCCCGGCAUUGACUACUUCCCCUUCGAAGCGGGUGCAGGUUGCUCCUUACCUCGGAAAAGGCCACAGUGUGAGCUUGGCCCUGCGUGUACGCAGCACAGCCCGGCACACUUUGCAGCUUACGAUCAUCCCUGGAUGAAACCUGGGCCGGAGCUUGUGUUGCCAUCUGGGUCCAAAGCAAGCGGCAGACACAAAAGCUGCAACAGUUCUGGGGGCCUUUAUAAGCCGUGA
Messenger RNA from Symbiodinium pilosum, 309 nucleotides. The record is from the annotation of a GenBank genome assembly. NCBI's taxonomy places the organism in Eukaryota, Dinophyceae, Suessiales, Symbiodiniaceae.